AUGGUCCGCAAUAUUAUUGUGCUUGGUGGUAACACCCACCCCGAGCUGGUCAACAGCGUCUGCAACAACCUGGGCCUGAACCCUUGCGAGCGCGUUCUCAGCAAGUUCUCGGUCGGCGAGAGUCGCUGUGAGAUCAAAGACUCCGUACGUGGCAAGGAUGUCUUUAUCAUCCAGACUGCUUCCGGCUCCGUCAACGACGGCUUCAUGGACCUGUGCAUUAUGAUCUCUGCCUGCAAGACCGGCUCUGCCAAGAGAGUCACUGCCGUCAUGCCUCUGUUCCCGUACUCGAGACAACCCGACGUCCCCUAUAAGAAGGCCGGCGCGCCCCUCUCGAAGUCAACAACCGAAGCCUCCAAGAACUACACCUUCGAGAGUGACUCUGUUUCCUCGCAGUUCAGCUACACCACCCACGACUACGAGAACCAGAACCAGAUCAACGGCUUCCAGUCCAAGCCCGGCUACAAGCAGUGGGUUGCUCAAGCUGGCACUCUGGUCGCAGACCUCUUGACCUGCGCUGGAGCGGACCAUGUGCUCCGCCCUGCCUGCAUUUCUCUAUUGCUUCUUGAAGAAGCAAUUGCUAAUGAUUGCAGGAUGGAUCUCCACGAUCCUCAAUACCAGGGCUUCUUCGACGUCCCCGUCGACAACUUGUACGGCAAGCCCCUCAUCAAGAGAUACAUCCAGCAGAACAUCCCCAACUACAAGGAUGCCGUUGUCAUCAGCCCCGACGCCGGUGGUGCCAAGCGCGCCACUGCCAUUGCCGAUGAGCUGGACAUGGCCUUUGCCCUGAUUCACAAGGAGCGACGCCCGACCAAGUACACCGAGCAGCGCAACGCCAGCAUGAUGCUGGUGGGCGAUGUCAAGGACAAGGUCUGUAUCCUCGUCGACGAUCUCAUCGACACCGGCAACACCAUCACCAGAGCUGCCAAGCUGCUCAAGAAGGAGGGUGCUACUCACAUCUAUGCCCUCUUGACCCACGGCAUUCUCAGCGGUGACGCCAUCCCGCGCAUCAACGCCUCGGCCAUCGACAAGAUGGUCGUCACCAACACGGUCCCUCAGCGAGACCACAUGCGGGUCUGCCCCAAGCUCGAGUACCUGGACGUCUCUCCCGUCUUCGCGGAGGCGAUUCGCCGUGUUCACCACGGCGAGUCCAUCAGCGUCCUUUUCCAGCACAACUAA
Messenger RNA from Colletotrichum spaethianum, 1176 nucleotides. Its product is annotated as ribosomal lysine N-methyltransferase 4. Gene Ontology annotation, cellular component: ribose phosphate diphosphokinase complex; cytoplasm. Bases 1 to 1176 code for a protein of 391 amino acids. The record is from RefSeq and is a predicted model, not a curated record. Gene Ontology annotation, biological process: purine nucleotide biosynthetic process; 5-phosphoribose 1-diphosphate biosynthetic process. Gene Ontology annotation, molecular function: ribose phosphate diphosphokinase activity; magnesium ion binding. NCBI's taxonomy places the organism in Eukaryota, Fungi, Ascomycota, Sordariomycetes, Glomerellales, Glomerellaceae. The transcript has 5 exons.